ACAUCAUUCGUGGUAGCUUACUUUUCUUGUUCUUCACCUCCAAAACCACCAUUUUCCCCAUUGUCCCCCAAACCCUUGUUAGAAUCUCCAUCCCUUUUUCAGCGAUCAAGCUUCAAGAUUCAAUCUUCAAGCCUCCAAUGGCCUCUCAUCACCAUCCCCAUCAACCCCAUUUCCACCAAAACCAUCUUCCCUUCGCCUGUUGCUGCGGCGGUGGCGGCGGCGGGGAUUUCACUACUACCUGUUUCCAAACUCACCGCCCCUCUCCUCACCUCCCGGCGUCUUCGUCCGACCCUCUUAUUCAAGCUCUUGCUUCUCAAAUCCUUCAAUCCGCCCAAUUUCACCAAUACCCAACUCUCCGUUCCCAAAAGUUUCAAUCACACUAUCAAUUUCUCGGUCCCCAAAGUCAGAAGAAACAAGAGAUUCCUCAAGUCCUUCACCAUUCUACUGUUUCUUCUCUUCUCUCCCGCAUCGAAGCUCUUGAAUCCUCCCUCCCUCGUGUUUUUGCUUCUCAUCUUCCUUCCCAAUCUCUCCGCCAUGUUGCUGCCAGUACAAUCCAAACCCAUUUUCGAGCGUUCCUUGUUCGUAGAUCCCGAGCUUUCAGUGAGCUUAAAGAUCUCGCCAUCAUCAAGUCUAGAUAUGAAUCUCUGCAAUCGUCGUUUUCCAAUGGAUUGUACUUCGAUCGUAACGCCAUUUCUCUCGAAAUAAUGGAUUUUCUUCUCCAUCUCGAUUCCAUUCAGAGUAGUGAUCCAAUGGUCAAAGACAGCAAGAAGAACCUUAUCAGAGACUUGGUUCAGUUCUUGGAACGAAUCGAUAAUUUUGCUGUGAAGAAGAGAAACGGACUUCCAAAUCUGAGGUCAGGCCAAAAUGUUAGUAAAUUUAGGGUUCCUUCUAAUCCCAAGCAUAAAUGCUGUGAGAAUCAGAAGGAAACUAUUGAGAAAUUAAAGAACAGAGUUGAAAAGAUUUGUGAGCGUUCAAGAAUUCUUGAGAAUAAUGUGAAAGAAGAGGAGGAAGAGUUGGAGGAGUCUCCUAGGAUCACUAUCAAAGAGAAUAAUCAAACUCGAAAUCGAAACCUUGUGAAAAACCAUCAAAUUCUUCAACCUAGAGUGAAGAAAAGUGUUAGAUUUGCUGAGAAUGGAGACUUAUCUAGAGUUUUAGGUAGCAAAAAUCCACAUGAAGAUUAUGGUGUUAUGGAUGAAAGGGAUUCAAGUGAUGAACUUGUGGAGGAUACUUGCAAUGAAGCAAUGGAGAUUAAGGAAUCUUCUGAGGAAGCUGAGGAUGAUGAAGAAGGACAUGGAGAUGGAGAUGGCGAAUCUCCAGAGGUCAGUGAUGGAGAAAGAAACCGUAGAAGGAAGAUGAUGACUGGUAACAAUGGAGUUUCUGCAUUCACUGCUCCAUUACCUUUGAAGAUGGAGAAUAAAGCUGAUUUGAUGAAUAACAGAAAGUCUCUGAAAAUAUUGGGAUGAGUAUGUAAAACUUUAACCAAUUUGUUAACCUUUUUUGUAUUUUAGAUUUGAAAAUCUUUAUUGGUUACGGUAUGAUCAUCUGGUUUCAUGAAUGUGAUUCUCUGUCUUGUUUUGAUAUCAAAUGCAAGAGGCUUAUUUGGUUUCUUGUAAGGAGAAAACCCUCUUAGACAGAACUAACUUGCCUGUGUUUUUGUGUAAAUGAAACUUCACUUUCUACUUGUUUCA
Cucumis melo (muskmelon) is the source of this 1688-nucleotide messenger RNA. Its product is annotated as BAG family molecular chaperone regulator 8, chloroplastic. The record is from RefSeq and is a predicted model, not a curated record. Gene Ontology annotation, biological process: protein folding. The transcript has 2 exons. Lineage: Eukaryota; Viridiplantae; Streptophyta; Magnoliopsida; Cucurbitales; Cucurbitaceae. Gene Ontology annotation, cellular component: plasmodesma. Bases 138 to 1463 code for a protein of 441 amino acids.